Messenger RNA from Kwoniella botswanensis, 573 nucleotides. RefSeq lists its product as uncharacterized. Lineage: Eukaryota; Fungi; Basidiomycota; Tremellomycetes; Tremellales; Cryptococcaceae. The record is from RefSeq and is a predicted model, not a curated record. Bases 1 to 573 code for a protein of 190 amino acids. The transcript has a single exon.
AUGUCCUCAUUCAAUGGCAAUUCCGGUUCGAACACUGGAAGAUUCGGUAUUCGACGUCCAGACGGUACCUUCGUCCCACUUUCAUUUGGAAACUCAAAUUUGAGUGAUUCAUUUGGGGCCGGGAGGGCCGAAAGAGAACUGAACAAUUAUUUUGGUUCGAUCCCGGGAUUAGGUCCCUCAGGGGAUUUCGGACCUAAUCGAGAAGCUUAUCGAGCAUUCGAUCAGCACUUUGGUCAAUUUGGAGUGAGAGUUCCGGAUUCUUUCAAUGCCCCUGAUCAACCAGAAAGGACUGCAGCAAGCUCCAAAGCUAAGACCAAUACUACAACCGGAACGGGCACUGAGGGUCCAAAAGCAAGCGAGAGAGGAUCGAAAAAUGCCUUCUCUUACAUGUCAUCUGGAUCAACAAACACCACUGAAACCAAAGAAGGGGAACUGAAUUAUGACGAUCCGUCUACUAUGCCUGAUAGGUCGGGCAGGGCCACCGAGACUCAAGCUAGAUUCUUUGUGGGACAGGAAGGGAACACCAUUGACUCUGUGAAGGAAUUGCUCAGAAGCAAGGGACGGGGUACAUGA